AUGCCUACCCUCCGGGAUUACAGCAUCCUCGUGAAAGUCGGCAGCGUUGCCAUGAACCCGACUGACUGGGAAAACGCGCUCCGAAGCCAGCCCGGAGUGACAGUUGGCUGCGACUACGCGGGGAUUGUCGAGGCCAUCGGUCCAGCAGUGAAGAAGCCCUGUCGGGUUGGAGACCUUGCAAGCGUCCGGCGGAGCCUUCGCCGAGUAUAUAGUGGCGAGGGUGGAUAUGGCAGCUGGAAAGCCUGA
This is a messenger RNA of Aspergillus melleus, 246 nucleotides long. RefSeq lists its product as uncharacterized. Bases 1 to 246 code for a protein of 81 amino acids. The record is from RefSeq and is a predicted model, not a curated record. Gene Ontology annotation, molecular function: oxidoreductase activity, acting on NAD(P)H. The transcript has a single exon. Lineage: Eukaryota; Fungi; Ascomycota; Eurotiomycetes; Eurotiales; Aspergillaceae.